AUGCAUCUCAGGGCCCAGCUGAACAACAACCAGGUAAUCCCAUCUGCUCCCUUCAUAAACGCCCACAUUAUCACCCUUGUCGCGAACCCCACGGUAUCCACUGCAAGUAUCAUCUCCAUCACCGGCGACCACAUUCCUGAUGUUCCGUCACCACCACCACCAUCACCACCACCACCACCACCACCACCACCACCAACACCAACACCAACACCAACACCACCACCAUCACCAUCACCACCACCACCACCGGCAAUGCUAACUUGGUCCCCACCAGUCCUCUUUGCGAGGAGUUGA
Spirometra erinaceieuropaei is the source of this 294-nucleotide messenger RNA. The record is from the annotation of a GenBank genome assembly. NCBI's taxonomy places the organism in Eukaryota, Metazoa, Platyhelminthes, Cestoda, Diphyllobothriidea, Diphyllobothriidae.